This is a messenger RNA of Ictalurus punctatus (channel catfish), 1689 nucleotides long. RefSeq names its product interferon-induced protein 44-like. The transcript has 9 exons. The coding region runs from base 194 to 1144 and encodes 316 amino acids. Gene Ontology annotation, molecular function: GTP binding. NCBI's taxonomy places the organism in Eukaryota, Metazoa, Chordata, Actinopteri, Siluriformes, Ictaluridae. The record is from RefSeq and is a predicted model, not a curated record.
GUGUGUGUGUCUGUGUGUGUGUGUGUCUGUGUGUGUGUGUGUGUCUGUGUGUGUCUGUGUGUGUCUGGACAGAAAGUGAAAGUAGAAUAGGGUUCAAAAACUGAAGGUAUAAAAGUGGGGACUGGGGAAGCUGCUCUAACAGUCGACUCAGUCAGAAGCUCAUUGUUCAUCUGGAUUCAGUGAACUGAAUAAAAUGGGAGAGUCUGCAUCUAAACCUCAACGACCUCAAACACGUCCACGACCUCGAACACCUUCACCACCUCAAAUAUCUCCACGACCUCCAACACCUUCACCACCUCCACCGCCUCCAGAAUUUGAUAAGCCAUGGAGGAUAAUGCGUGGGGACAAAGACAGUUUAAGAGAGGAACUGAGGAACUUUAAGCUCUGCAGUUCUGAUGUUAAGUUUGUCAGGCUUCUGAUCGUUGGUGAAGUUGGAGCAGGAAAGUCCAGCUUUAUAAAUUCAGUCAAUAAUGCUUUCCAAGAGCGGAUCACCAGUAGGGCUCUUGUUGAUGCAACAUCUGGAACCAGUUUCACAAAAAUUUACAAAACCCAUCAUAUCAAGGGGAAGGACGGCUCCCGUUUACCUUUUGUGUUCAAUGACAUCAUGGGACUUGAACCUGCUGAUGGACAAGGCGCACAUGUAAAGGACAUCAUCUCAGCCUUAAAGGGGUUUCUUGAGGAAGGAUAUAAAUUUAAUCCUGUUAAUCCCGCAUCUGAGAAUGACUCCAACUACAAAACAAAUACCAAAGUUUCUGAUCAAACCUUCUGCCUGGUCAACGUUCUAUCUGCAAACAAAGUGUCACUCAUGGACCAAAAGCUUAUUCAAAAGAUGAAAGAGAUUCGUGAGGUGGCUUCAGAGUAUAAUUUGCCUCAAGUUGUCAUCUUGACAAAAGUGGAUGAAAUCUGCCCUCUGGUUAAACAGGACCUAAUGAAGGUCUACACCAGCAAGAAGAUCAAAGAAAAGAUGCAGGUGUGUAGUAAUCUGCUGGGUAUUCCACUGAGCAACAUCUUCCCUGUGAAGAACUACCACGAGGAGGUGGAUACGAAAGAUGACGUGGAUUUUCUGAUCCUCAAGGCGCUCGAUCAGAUCGUGAAUCUCGCCAACGAUGCUCUGGAAGACCAAAACCCUAAUGCAAGAGUGUAGUAAGCUGCUGGGUAUUCCAGUUAACCACAUCUUUCCUGUGAAGCUCUACCACGAGGAGAUGGACACGAAUGAUGACAUAGAUGUCCUGAUCCUCAAGGCACUUGAACAGAUUGUGAGCCUUGCUAUUGAUGCCCUGAAAAACCAAACCUCAAACCGAUCUGGGACAAACUGCUGUAAUUGUUCUUUUUGCUUAUAAUAAAUAUCCCAUAAUGUAACGUGGUAACAUGCUAGGGAAACCAGUACAUGUUUAAGAUAAUUUCAGGAACUGCUCAUAGAAGUGAUUAAGUAUCAUCAUUAUUAGGCGUCUUUAAUCUGUAUCCACAAUGAGAGGGGACUCGCACCGUAUUUUAGCUAAGGUCUGCAAUCUCACUGCUUCCUAAUUAACCGGACCUGUGGCUAGGUUAUUCAUAGCUAACUUACAUCCUUAACCACAUUACUAGCAGUACUGACCACAAAGACCUCAGUACUCCUCAAACUGUGUGUGUACAAACAGCUAUUUGCUCAUAUUUAGCUUGCGCAAAUUAAACAACUAGUAUAAACAUCAA